AUGGACUCACGGACAGUGUUUGUGUCAUUAUGGAUGUUGCUGUCAUCCACCGCCAGUGGAAUCAGACUAGAUGGAAAUGGUUAUGUUGACAUUGUCAUUGCAAUCGGUUCAAAAGUACCACAGGAUGACACACUCAUUGAUAAAAUCAAGGAGAUGGUCACAGAAGGGUCGUUUUACCUUUAUGAUGCACUGGAUGAAAAGGUCUAUUUCAGAGAAGUUACAAUACUAGUACCACCUGAGUGGAACGGUACGGACUUUACCAGAGCAAGAACAGAGUCCUUUGGAAGGGCCAAAAUAAGAAUUGAUAAUGCUAAUCCAUUUUAUGGUGUUGAACCCUACACUAAUCUGUAUGGAGAAUGUGGAACUGAGGGAGAGUACAUUCAUUUCACCCCAGAAUACCUCCUGAAUGAUGAUUUAAUUGAGCUUUAUGGAGCAAGAGGAAGGGUCUUUGUGCAUGAAUGGGCUCAUGUGAGAUGGGGUGUAUAUGAUGAAUACAAUGGAAAACAGCCAUUUUACCACUCUGAUGGCCAAAUUGAAGCUACAAGGUGUAGCAAAGACAUUAUAGGACAAUUCCGUGAAGUAACUGCUGAAAGAUUUCUUCGACCAUGCCUCAUUGAUCCACAAACUUCACUAUAUACCGGAAACUGUACGUUUUUUCCAGACAGAAAUCAAAUCACAAACAGCUCCAUUAUGUACUUCCCAAGUCUGGAUCCUGUAACUGCAUUUUGUCAAGAAAAUGAGCACAAUAAUGAAGCUCCAAACAUGCAAAAUAAAAAAUGUGCCAACAAAGCAACAUGGACUGUAAUAUUUGAGGAUUCUGUGGAUAAAGACGCACUUCGUUCUCUGAAACCACCGGAGAUCCCUCCACCACCACCGUCUUUCCGAAUUGUGCAGCGAAAGACACGGGUUGUUUGCCUCAUCCUUGAUGUCUCAGGAAGCAUGCGGGGUCCUAGAAUAUUGCAACUGCAACAGGCUGCCACACAUUUUCUGCGAAACAUCUUUGAGGAUCAAGCCAGAGUUGGAAUUGUAACCUUUAGUACUUUUGCUUCCACUCUGAGUCCCUUGACUACUAUUGACAGUGACACCACAAGAGAGAAUCUUAUAAAAUUGUUGCCAAAAGCAGCAGAUGGAUGGACAAACAUGUGCUUGGGCCUUAGUCAAGGCUUACAGGUACUUCGAGGGGACAAUGGGAAUGUAUUAGGAGAUGAACUGAUUUUUUUGACAGAUGGUCAGGCAACGGAUGACAUUCGCAGUUGUGCUCCAAUCGCAAUAGAAAGCGGUGCCAUUAUACACACACUAGCUUUUGGUAACCGUGCAGAUCCUGUACUAAUAGAAAUGUCGGAUAAAACUGGGGGAAUAUUUUUAUUAGCCAGUGAUGAUGUCACAUCUAACCAGUUAAUGGACGCAUUUGCUUCGCUUAUAUUAUCAACUGGAGAUUACACAAAAGAACCAGUUCAGCUGGAGAGUGCUGGAAAAACAACAUCUGACUGGUUCAAUGGGACAGUAUCAGUGGAUCAGACUGUUGGAAACAAAACCAGCUUUGUAAUAAUCUAUGGAAUAGGUUUUCCUAGCAUUUACAUACAGUCACCAAGUGGCUUAGUCUACACUCAGACAAAUAUGAGUCAUGAUAGAUUGCUAAAAACAAUCACUUUGAACAUUCCAGGAACUGCAGAGCCUGGGGACUGGAAGUACAGUAUCCAAACUACAAUAAUUCAGUCUUUGACUAUAACAGUAACAAGUCAAGCUUCACAUGAUGAUGUUAACCCUAUCAUUGUCAAAACACACAUGAACCAGCAGUCCAGUGACGGCACUAAACCCAUGAUAGUGUUUGCGGAGGUUAGUCAUAAUUACAGGCCUGUAAUAAAUGCUGAAGUGUGGGCUACUCUGGAGUCAGAAACUGGGUCCGUACAUACAUUACAACUCCUGGACAAUGGGGCAGGAGCUGAUGCUUUCAAAGAUGAUGGAAUCUAUUCCAGAUAUUUUAUACAGCUGGAAAAUGGGAGAAACAGCUUGAAAAUAAGAGUGACAAAUCAAGAAGGACAAACCAGAUUUGCUGCCCAAAAACAGAGUGGCGCCCCAUACGUACCUGGAUAUGUGCUAAACGGUGUAGUGGAGCUGAACCCUCCAAAGCCCCCAGUUUCUGUGGAACCACUUGAGGUUGAAAACUUCACCAGAACAGCCACCGGAGAGAGUUUUGUGGUGACUCUUUCAGGCACAACUCCACCAAAUUUCCCUCCUAACAGAAUCACAGAUCUGAGUGCUGAGAUCCAGGAGGACACUGUGCUCCUCAGCUGGACAGCUCCUGGUGAGGACCUCGACCAAGGCACAGCUAAAUCCUAUGAGAUCAGGUGGAGCUUUGACCUCGAUAUGCUUCGAAACAACUUCAGCAAUAGCCAUGCAGUCAACACAUCUGGUGUCUCACCUCAGGAGGCUGGAUUAGUUGAACAGCAUUCAUUCAAUUUCAGUUUCCCAAUUCAAAAUGGCACCAUACUUUUCUUUGCGGUUCAGUCAGAAGAUGAACAAAAUGCAAAAUCUGAAACCUCCAACAUUGCUCAAGCUUCAAAGAUCCUCCCUGCUCCAAUACUUCCAGUAAUAUCAACCCCAAAACCUACAGGAAUAUCAACCUCAAAACCUACAGGAAUAUCAACCCCAAAACCUACAGGAAUAUCAAACCCAAGACCUCCAGGAAUAUCAAACCCAGGCAUGAAUUUGACAGUACUUGUCAUUUCUCUGUGUGCGGUAACUAUGGUCAUAUGUUUUAUUGUUGCUGUAACCACAUUGGCAGUCAGACGCAGAAAUCUCGCUGCUGAAAGUAAAGUAGCAUUAACAGUCUGAUGCAAACAAAUGUCAAAUCAAUUCUUUUGUCUAAUUUGAACAUAACUAUGUACAUCCAACAGUUUUAGAAAGUUUCUUAAAACAAUCAAUUCUAUCAAACAGAAUUUCUUUGUUUCUGAACAUUUUGCAGUAUGUGUACUCUUGCAAAGAUUAUUAAGAAGAAUUUCUGUUUUGUCUAUAAUGUGGAAUUCUGUGGACUGAAUAUAGUUUCAUAUUUAUUGAGUUAGUACAAACUGUAGUACAAAACAAAUUCUGAACUCUCUGUUCCUCAUUGACUGAUUCUGCUUUCAAGCAGCCCCCUGGUGGAGGACAUCAAAUUUCUAAUUAGAAAACAGUAACCUUUGUUUGUUGUCUCGUGCAAUGUCUGCUCCCGCUUGUGGUUGAAUAACAUUACAAUGUGACUUUGUUACAUUGUCUCAUAGUUCCAUUUUCUUUCUUUCUUUCUUUCUUUCUUUUUUUUUUUCAAAUAAAUGAAUGCCCAUCUAUUUUUUUUUUUUGUUUGUUUGUUUUUGUUUUUGGUAUCCUGUCCCUGACUGAAGUUGUCCCCAAAAUGUCUACUUUGUGUGUAUGGUAAUUUCUAGAACAGAACAGAACAAGAAUUCGCCCAGACACUGAUGUGCCCAGACUUGAAAAACUAUAACUAGAUGUCAUGUUAUGAGAUUUUUGUUGUACUUCUACUUUGUUAUCCUUACUAUGUAUUGUACAGUAUGUGUA
Molecule: messenger RNA, 3549 nt
Organism: Labeo rohita (rohu)
Lineage: Eukaryota; Metazoa; Chordata; Actinopteri; Cypriniformes; Cyprinidae
Product: calcium-activated chloride channel regulator 3A-1
Exons: 14
Coding region: 1-2835 (944 amino acids)
Source: RefSeq, a predicted model, not a curated record